AGCGCUAGAAGACCGUACUUCCGGCCGGUGGGGGAAAGCGAGCAGAGGGCGGCGGCGAUGUCGGAGGGGUCGGAGGUGGCGCGCAGGCCGCCGCGAGCGGUGCUGGGCUACACGCCGGACGAGAAGCUCCGGCUGCAGCAGCUGCGGGAGCUCCGGCGCCGCUGGCUGAAGGACCAGGAGCUGAGCCCGCGCGAACCGGUGCUGCCCCCGCCCAAGCUCGGGCCGGUGGAGAGCUUCUGGGAGCGCUUUCUGCAGCCGGGGGGGCUCUGGAGGAAACAGGUGUUCAAAGCAUACAGCGCUGGGUCAUUCAUUUUCCUUCGGCUACUUGUCCCUGCCUGGAUUAUCCACUACUAUGUCAAAUACCACCUAUUGAUGCAGCCCUAUGGUAUUGUGGAAAAAAAGCCAAGGUUAUUCCCAGGCGACACAAUUCUGGAAACGGGCGAGGUCAUUCCCCCAUUGGAAAUCCCAAGCAAUCAUCAUUAAGAGGCUCAGAGGCUUUGAAAACUCUAAACAUAUUUUUCUUCCUAUAAAAUAUCUUGCAUAGUUGUGGAUAUAUCUAAGUAAAUAAUAAACAUAAGAUCGGU
Molecule: messenger RNA, 584 nt
Organism: Eublepharis macularius
Lineage: Eukaryota; Metazoa; Chordata; Lepidosauria; Squamata; Eublepharidae
Gene: NDUFB6
Product: NADH:ubiquinone oxidoreductase subunit B6
Exons: 4
Coding region: 58-483 (141 amino acids)
Biological process (GO): mitochondrial ATP synthesis coupled electron transport; mitochondrial electron transport, NADH to ubiquinone
Source: RefSeq, a predicted model, not a curated record